Diaporthe amygdali is the source of this 1863-nucleotide messenger RNA. Its product is annotated as Serine/threonine-protein kinase tousled-like 2. Lineage: Eukaryota; Fungi; Ascomycota; Sordariomycetes; Diaporthales; Diaporthaceae. Gene Ontology annotation, molecular function: protein serine/threonine kinase activity; ATP binding. The record is from RefSeq and is a predicted model, not a curated record. Gene Ontology annotation, biological process: peptidyl-threonine phosphorylation; peptidyl-serine phosphorylation. The coding region runs from base 1 to 1863 and encodes 620 amino acids. The transcript is spliced from 7 exons.
AUGACAGUUUCUGGGAAACCUGGCACAAGGACUCCGGCUCCAAGCACCGACAAGACCGUCGACACAGCCAGCCAGACAAACAACCACCUGCCGAUCACGCUGGAACCACCUCAGUUGAUUCUGCGGAGAAUUGUCGCAGACAUUUUCGCGCAGGGCACGGCUGGCUACGCCAGAUACCAGCAGACCCUCCCGGGAGUCGACCGUUACCUCCAAGCAGGCGUGAGGCCGGCCGCGGAGGCAUAUCGAUCCACCGUAGAUAUCCUCACAGACAACACGCCGAGCCACUCGCAGUUCGCUCAGGAUCCUGACGACCCUCACACAAAACUCAGUCUUGAUGAGCUGGAAUUGCAGCCUACCGUGAGAGACACAGGGGCACGGCUUAUUCUCAAGCAUGCCGAGGGCAAUUCUGCUUUUGGGGAGCUGGCGUCGGGGAUGCAGGCCAUGACAAUGAGCCCUAAGUUCAUCACAGCAGAGGCAGGCGGUAGGCCUCUAAUUGAGGUGAUCGGCAUUGCUCAGAGCCCGAGCGAGGUCAGCUUUUCCCUGCACAUUCGCAGCAUUAGUUGCGAUCUCUACUACAUACCAUUAUCUGACAAUAUCGUCCUGCACAACACCGGGGACCUUCCCUUAUCACUUGAGUAUCUCUCUGGGGGGCCAAAUACGCUCACUGGGUGCGAAGUGGCACCUGGGCUAACGAUUGAGGUUACCCCGGCUUCCUGGAGGCUUUCGGACAGAAAAUCUACUGUCGAUUUACAGCUGAGGCAGCGCGAAAUCGCUCUUCGCACAGAAGACAUUGCCCACUCUGCUAAAAGAUCGGCGGAGGAAGUCCAGUCGCAGGCAAAGAAAUACAGAGGCCAAACAUGGCCCUGGACCCUCUCGAGAUCAGGCGAGACUGCUGCCUCUGCGAAAGAUCGUGCUGUCCGCCCCCCGGAUAUGCAGGCAAAAGGCAUUUGGCCCGGUGUAAAUAUCAGGGAACACCAGAAUGUUCACGUCGUGGACAAGGUGACGGGCAGCACCGAAUACUCAUUGGAGCGCCUUGACGGGUGGGCGCACAAGACUCGUUCGAGUCACACGUUCAAAGCUCUUCUUCAUAAUCACAGCUCUGCUCCCCAGGCUGUGGUAGUCAAAAUCAUACUGUCGUCUUCAUCCAGUACCUCAGCCGCCAGGGCGUGGCAGCGCGAAUACCGCGCACAUCGAAAUCUGCAACACCCUUGCAUUGCUGGUCUUCUUGGUUAUGAUUCGCGCAUACUGUCCUUGUAUGUGGAACUCAAGCCAGCCAUGGAUCUCAAAAGCCCGCAUUGGUGCGCACAACAGGGAGAGAGCUCGCCGGGGUUUUUCCGUGGCGAGAUGACCGAUGCUGUGCGUAUACUGAAGGAUAUGUCCAGCGCUCUCGCAUACCUGGACGGGCAAGGCAUUGUGCAUAAUGACAUCAAGCCGGGUAAUAUCCUCUAUACCCCGGCGCCCUGGGAAGCCUCGGGGGCCUUCUCAGCUUCUGGGAACGGAGCCGUGUUAAUUGAUUUCGGUCUCGCCGGGCCAGUCGGCGAGACCAAUUUUCACGUUAUCAUGGGAGGCAUGGUGAAUGGUUCAUUUCUCUGGGACCUGGCUAAAAUCACGAAGGAUUGGCAUAUCGGCUGCACCGAAGAAGAUGUGGCGAUGUUGCAAGCGGCAUGCAAUGGAUACGGAUAUGGCGCAGAGGAUGCAAUCACAAUACAUUGGAAUCUGCGGAACGUGGCUUUGCAGUGGCCGCAUGUCAAGUCGUUGAUCUGUGACAUCGAUGGCGCGGGCGAUGAGGUCGUAGUCUCUGCUGGUCCUGAGAGCAAAUUGUUGACGCCGUCCCUUGAGAUUAUCUCAUCAUCGUCAUCAUGA